ACACGCACACACUCUCGCACGGUCGCGAGUGGAGGAAACAUAUCUUCCUGAGAUCACCUCACAACAAAACCGAGAUCGGGUUCAAUCCCGUGCCAGAAUUAGGUGAAAAGCACGGCCACAGGUGUGAUGGUGACAAAGCAGUGUGUGUAAUCCUGUCCAGCUGAAGACAGCGCUCCCAGAGCAAACAGCAAACGGGGCUGGUCGCUGGUCGUCGUGCAUUUCGUACAACCUGUACACCGUUGGGGUGUGCGGCGGUGGUUGUUGGGUUGGGUGGUGACCGACGCGUGAAAGAAGAAAGUCGUGAAGUGAUAUUCCGAGGGUGAGAUAUGUGAGAAAGAAGAUCAAGAUCGGUGUUGGUGGAGAAAAAACAAGCAAACGUGGUCAGUGCAAAAUCUAAACCAAGGUGAGAGGUAACGUGUGAUAGAAGAACAUGUACAAACAUCCGCAAUAAAAGACGCCCCGUGUCGUGUGGCAACCGAAUCGGGAUGCCGUACCACCGGACUCCUUCCUUGUGAGAGAGAGUGCUGCAAUUGAAACAAAACGCGGGGACCUUACCCUACCACAUAAGGCGACGCAAAGGCAAAGGGAGCAAAACGGGAGCAAACAAACAUGCACGACCUAUUUACAACCGUCCUGUCCAAGCGGGAUCUGUCCCGGGCCGGUGAACUGUUUUCCAUCGCCGACUACGAGAUUGUGAACGAUCUGACCGACGUGCUGGAAGAGAUCUCAUCCAUCAUCUCUCACGAGGACUAUCUGCACAACAGCAACGACCAGUCGGUAAUCGAAAUCUGCAUCAACCGGGUAACGUCCUGCAUCAAGAAGACGCACACGAUCGAAAAGCACUGUGCCGGGCUGGUCAGCCUGCUGGAGACAUGCCUUCGCUAUAAUCUGCAACCGACGGGGAAGGAUGUGGAUCCGCCACACGCGAAAAUAUCGUCCGACAUCAUUUCCAGCAUCUUCCUGAACUACAACAAGCAGGUCGUGAUGGAGGUUACCUUACCGGUGGCGGUCAAGUUUCUCAACCAGGGAAACCUGGAGCUGUCCCGUAACCUCGCCAGCUACCUCUCAUCGGCCGCCAUCGAGUACUCGUACCUUCUGUCGCCACACGUGCACGUCAUCCUGGAAUCGCUGCUCGGUGGCAACUACGGCCUGUGCCACGUGCUGUCCCAAAUCUACGAAGCAACACCCGACCCCAUCAACGAUGCUGGGCCAAAGUUUGUGGAAAUCGUGCCACGGUGCGAGCUGCAGGAGCAACUGGUCAUUCUGCAGCUGCUCGUCACGAUCGCCAAACUGAAACCUUCCUGUCUGACUGAAAGCAUUCCCUGUCUGCUAGAGCUGGCCACGACUCGUCCUCCGUUAUCGGCAGCAGCACUACUGGUGCUGCUCAAGCUAGCCGAAUCGAAACCGAUUAAACUGGCCGAAUAUACGGAAGCGUUCAAGCUGAUCGCUCACACCGUUCCGCAGACGGUGGGUUUCGCAGCACAAAUCCUCUCCGCGAUCGGACGGUGCGGGAAGGACCGCGCGCAGGUGGCGCUGGACUUUGUGCUGGAGCAUUUGCCGCGUGCCGAUCGGCCGCUGCAGACAAUUCUGCUCAACGAGGCUACGAAGCUGUGCACGAAGUAUCCGGUUCUGUUUACCGACAAGGUUACCUCGGUCGUACGGCAGCGGCAGCUAAGCAACAACAGUCAGAUCAAGCAGACUGCGUCCGGGGGUGUGACGAUCGUGAAUCUAAACUCGUCCGCUACGCUUCCCACGCCUGCAGCUCUCGGGACAACGGCGAGUCCCGCGUACGCUAGCAGUGUUCACGGAAACGGAGGCUCCGCUAAUGGGCCAACCGCUACGGGGGCUGCCACGCUGGGUAACAGCUCCGUUGGCUACAACCAGCAGCAUACACUCGACCAUGGACGGCCUAUAGUGUCGAAAACACCGAACGUGGCCAUUAUAAGCAACGGACAUACGCACGCAGCAGGCGGCACGAUGAUGUCGACCACCGUCAUCAACACCUCGAACGGAACGACACUCAGCUCGACCAUUCAUCCGGCACUGCUUACCAACUUCAUGAACGCGGCAAACGGUGUGCCCAGCAGUGGUGGUGGUACGUCCACGUCAACUAGCGCCACCACAGGGACAGUAGUCAAUGGAUCUUCUGUCGUCUCUCCAACGCCACAUCACACGGGCUACACCCGCAAUCGUCCGAAGCUCGGGGAUUCGCGCAGUACCGGCCGGCUUCAUUCUGGUGGUGGUGGUGGCAACAAGAGUACGACUCGUCUUAACAACGCCGGCGGGUCGAUGGGCGGACUGCACAAAUCGCGGCUCGGUUCGUCGCAACUCAUCAAUCAAUUCAACGGUGACAUCGGAACUGGCGUAUCGAUUGAUCCGGAAAAACCGACAGCCGUUGGUGGUGGUGGCGCUAACGGCGGCCCGUCGACGGUGGACGGUGGUUCCACUGCGCACAACAUUAUCAUGCACAGCAACAGCCACCAUUCGAGUGGCAAUGUCGCUAUCAAGGGAAUGAUGGCCAGCAGUGGAAGUGGAGGCGGUUUGCUGGGGAACUCGAUUCCUCCCCCGCUUAGCCAGCACGUGACGAUCACGGGCGAGAACAAGUGGGGCAUACCGCAGACGAAGAUAACAUCGUGUGGCGUCACCGUGACGACGUCUCCGACCCGUGCUCCCCGGCCAUAUUCGCACGGUCCGAGCAAUACGCUCAUGGGCUCAACCGGCGCACUCGGUGGGAAGAGUUCGCUCGGCGGGCUGAACCAAUCCACCGGAUCGAUCGGCAUCCAGGUGCACCAUGCGUCCCCAGCGUCGCCGACCAUGUUCAACAACCAUUCGCAGCAAACGUCGCCGCAGCUGACCACCACGCUGUCGCUUCAUUCGAGCGACGAUCCAAGCAAUCAGGUUAUUGUAUCUGGUCCCGCAACCGUAACAACCCGGCCCCGCAACAAUGAUAACCGCAGCGUAACGAUCCUCAAUGCUUCCUCCACCACGACACGCAUGAGCGUGUUCGAGCCGUACCCGAUGCGGGACACCAUUCAACACUUCUGCGAGAAACAUCUGGACAAGAUCAAAUCGUACACGGAGGCGGUAGCGCACCGUAUUCCACCGCCGGCCAAAUGCAUCAUCGAGGAGCGGCGGGCGAAAAAGAUGGCCAAGCUGCACUUCGCCUGCCAGGUGCGCGGUCCCCACUGUCUCUACUCGCGCACCAUGUUUACGAUGCGUACGCGCAACCCGCGCACCUGGAUCCAUCUGAUGUUUCUCGAUCUGCAGGCACGGGCCGGCAAGAACGCGCUCAGCAGCUGGGAUCCGAGCGUAAGCCGCCUCAAACACUGCUGGGACACGCUCAAGUGUGAAAAUCGAACGUUCAUCACGCUAGUGACCAGCGCGUUCCCGAACGGCAAGGAGCAGGAAGCGCUCGUGAACGAACUGCGCCACGCCGGUUUCUUUGACGUGUUCGAAAUGGGCCCGGUGACACUCGGGCCGGGCAGUUCCCCGGCAGGCACAACCACCGGCGAAAGCCAGCCGGUUGGUGGUGCGUCCGGCACCACUUCCGGCGUAGGUUCUACGUCCGGCGGUGAUGCGAGUGCCGCGUCCAACGGUGGCAGCUCGGAAGAUCUGGAAGUGUUCCAGUGGGGUUGCUUCCUUUGUCACCAUCCGGAGAAGGCGAUCGGGUUUCUGCACGGCAACAACCAGCCGGUGAUCGAAGGCCAGCUGAAGGAGAAGAAGGGCAAAUGGCGACUGUUCCGGCGAUGGCGUACGCGGUACUUUACUCUGUCCGGUGCGCACCUAUCGUGCAAGGGAUCGGUCAGUGAGGCCGGUGGUGAAAGCAUCGACGUGAACCAGAUCCGGUCGGUGAAGGUGUCCCGGGGCGCACGCAACAUCCCGAAGGCGUUCGAAAUCUUUACCGGCGAUCAGACGCUCAUCCUCAAGCCGAAGGACGGUAACAAGGCGGAAGAAUGGGUGCAGUGCUUGAGCAUCGUGCUGGCGCACUCACAGGCACGAGACAGUCCAACGACACGCACCAACAGCCUUCCGGCGCGCAGUAUUGGAAACAGUCGGACAGUUUUCUGAAUGCCAACGCGACCCCAAUUCCUGACCAUUAAGCAUUAAGCAAACGUGUGACGAACGAAAAGACAGAGAGGUUCUUAAGACGAUCCAAAUGGCCAAUAUCGGUGGGAGUAACGAAAAUCGAAUUUAAAUCGGUAGGAGUAGGUUAGCAAAAGACUUGACCGCAAAAGGAACGAAGAUACUUCCAAGUGCAUUUUAUCAGUGGAUAAUACAUAAGUACGCUGCAACCAGAAGGAUGCAGGCAAGAUUUCAUAUCGCACUCCCCAUACAAAAGCCAACGCAUUAGCAACGCGGAGCAAACAAUCAAACCCUAUGGCUGUCAUCUUUACGAUACACAUAUAUGAUCCUAUCUUAAUAUAUAUAUCAUGUGUCUUUUUUUUGCUUACUUUUGUACCAGGUGUAAAAUGAUGCGAGUGAGAUAAUUGUACUUAAGUAGGUACAUAGAGUUGAGGCGAAAGUAGAAACCGAUACGUCCGGAAGUGAAACGAUUUAGUGAGAGAGAGCGAGAGAGAGUGAGAGACAGACAUACAGAGAGCUUACAUACAUAUGAUAUACAUUAUUUUGGUAAAUAAGUUAACGGAAGCCACGUGUUCAGCUCAAUUAAAGAGAUUUUUCCUUGCUUUUACAUUCUACGAACGUGUGACGUUGUCGUUUUGUGACUUGUUUCGUUUAGUCGUGGGCCAGUUGCCAGUGGGCAGAAGUGAAUAAAAAACACACACACCACACCACCACCAGCUGGCCACAUUUUUUAUACUAUUGAAAAGUACUUUGAAAACAUAGUUUUUACAAAUAUACAUACACACGCACACACGUGUUUCAAAACGUUAACUUCCUUCCUGUGUGUUUGAGAUUGUGGUUUUCUUACUGACGCUUCGAUGACCGGUGGCGGAACCAAACAUGAGGUGGCCAGGGAUACCGAGGGCACCCCUUAACUACAAGUUCACUCCAGGCCGAUGACAAUAGGAUGUACAGCGUUUCUUUCACACAAUAAACAACAGAAGCACAAACGCCAAAGGUUGGGUGUUAAAUUUACUGUUCCGUUUCAUGGUUCUUUAUUCUCGCUUUCUUACUUUUUGUGCUGCUUUCCUUGUGAUUAGCCCCCCCCCCAGAACGGGAUGUGCCGAAAACGAAACGAAGAGCAAACGAAAAGUGUACGUAGCAAGAAAGCAAUAAACCACCUACCUAAAAGCAUGUAAAACCGC
This is a messenger RNA of Anopheles stephensi (Asian malaria mosquito), 5267 nucleotides long. It is a transcript of the gene melt, whose product is annotated as protein melted. Lineage: Eukaryota; Metazoa; Arthropoda; Insecta; Diptera; Culicidae. The transcript has 8 exons. Bases 610 to 4068 code for a protein of 1152 amino acids. Gene Ontology annotation, cellular component: plasma membrane. Gene Ontology annotation, biological process: regulation of signal transduction. The record is from RefSeq and is a predicted model, not a curated record. Gene Ontology annotation, molecular function: phosphatidylinositol-5-phosphate binding.